Musa acuminata AAA Group (dessert banana) is the source of this 968-nucleotide messenger RNA. RefSeq names its product dehydration-responsive element-binding protein 1G. The coding region runs from base 92 to 808 and encodes 238 amino acids. The record is from RefSeq and is a predicted model, not a curated record. The transcript has a single exon. NCBI's taxonomy places the organism in Eukaryota, Viridiplantae, Streptophyta, Magnoliopsida, Zingiberales, Musaceae. Gene Ontology annotation, biological process: regulation of DNA-templated transcription. Gene Ontology annotation, molecular function: DNA binding; DNA-binding transcription factor activity.
UGCUCCCCCACUACUCCCCAGUAACACCAAACACCCCCCUUCUCACUAGCGCUCGACCAUACGCACGACUGCAGAGCAUCUCAGUUUCAGAAUGGAUACCUUUUAUGGUGGGGACGGCGCCGCGGCCUCCUCCGGCUCCAGCUCCAGCUCGCCUUCCUCGGGGGAGACGUGGUUGUACUCGACGGUGUCGCAGGCGCCGCCGAAGCGGCCCGCGGGGCGGACCAAGUUCCGGGAGACGCGCCACCCGGUGUACAAGGGCGUCCGCCGAAGGGGCGCCGCCGGGCGGUGGGUCUGCGAGGUGCGGGAGCCCAACAAGAAGACCAGGAUCUGGCUGGGCACGUUCCCCACGGCCGAGAUGGCGGCGCGCGCGCACGAUGUCGCUGCGAUGAUGCUCCGGGGCCGCUCCGCCUGUCUCAACUUCGCCGACUCCGCGUGGCGCCUCCGCGUUCCGCCCUCCUUCUCGAGCUCCAGGGACAUCGCGCGGGCCGCGGCGGAGGCCGCGGAGGCGUUCCGGCCGUCAUCGGACUCCAGCGGCGACGCUGCGUCCCCCCCGAUGACAGAGAGCUCAGCACACGCAUCACCAUCGUUGCCCACGACGGCCACACCUCCCCCGACGUCACCGGAGGAGGGCGCCGGCAGCGACAGCUACCGCGGAGGCGCGUUUGAUAUGAUGAAUUACGACGACAUGGAUUUGGGAUACUGUUACUACUCCAGUAUGGCGGAGGAGUUGCUGGUGGAGCCGCUGCUGUACAAUUGGGAUGAUGUCGAUGCUGGCGCCGACCUGCCACUGUGGAGCUACUCCAUAUGAUGAUGGAGACGACAACGUGGCACCUGACCAGGUCGAUGUUAGGUUUCAUGUAUAUUAGCUACUGUGAAAUUGUGAUAGAUAGAGUGCCCAAUUUUGGUUCGAACGAGAUGACUUAUAUUUAAAAGGAAAUGAAUGCAUACUCUCCUAGUCAUCUCAGCCA